Messenger RNA from Chrysemys picta bellii (western painted turtle), 515 nucleotides. RefSeq lists its product as uncharacterized. Lineage: Eukaryota; Metazoa; Chordata; Testudines; Emydidae. The record is from RefSeq and is a predicted model, not a curated record.
GGCCCCUCCCCAGAGACAGAUGUCCCCAGAGGCCCCUCUCACCGGAUCACCCCCACCUCAGCUCCACCAUGCACCCCCAGCUCCUGCCCCUGGCCCUCGCCCUCCUGGCAGCAGUGCCCCCAGGGGCUCAGGCAGGUCCAGUGGUGACGGCAGAAGCCGGCUCGACUGUGAAACUUCCCUGCAACCUGACGGGGCCGAGCCUGAGCUGGCGGUGGAUCCCGCGCUACCCGGUCUGCGCUGGUGUCAGCAGUGGGAUACAGACGAUCUACACAGCGAUGGCGGGUGGGGCAGGGAACAGCCUGCUGGAGAGAUUUAUGAAGUGGCUGCAUCUCCUAACGGAUCAGGGAACCCGAACCUCCGCCCUCGAAGUUCAAACCCUCCACAUGAACGACUCGGGGGUCUUCUUCUGUGCCAGCCCCAGGCAGAACGCCACGCCGAGCUCCGUCACCAUCACGCCCGGUAACAGCUCUACUGGGGCUGGGAACCAGGACUCUUGGGUUCUCUUCUGGCUCUAG